AUGAAAAUCAUGCAAAAACCCGAGCUGCGAAAAGGGCCGUGGGUGGAAGAAGAAGACGAGCUGUUAUCUAAUGCCGUGGCCGUUUUAGGAGAUAGACGAUGGGACGCAUUAGCAAAAUUAUCAGGUUUAAGGAGGAGUGGAAAGAGUUGCAGGCUGAGAUGGCUGAAUUAUUUGCGUCCGAAUUUAAAGCACGACAAAAUUUCGCCAGACGAAGAGAAGAUAAUCUCCGAACUCCACGAGAAAUGGGGUAACAAAUGGUCGAUGAUUGCAAGGAGAUUGCCGGGAAGAACAGACAACGAAAUAAAGAACUAUUGGAGAAGUCGCCUAAGGAAGAAAGGCCUUGUUGAAAAAGAAUGGAGUGCUAAUAAUAGUUCAUGGGUUUUUUCUCUAUGGGGAUGA
This is a messenger RNA of Striga asiatica, 399 nucleotides long. Lineage: Eukaryota; Viridiplantae; Streptophyta; Magnoliopsida; Lamiales; Orobanchaceae. The record is from the annotation of a GenBank genome assembly.